AUGAAUCAUUCCAGACGUUUAUUACUCUCUCCAACCUCAACCACAAAAUUCUCUUCUGUGGUUGGCUCCUUAUUGAAAAGAGCCUCUUCAUCAUCCGGAAUGGGUCAAGAACGAUGGAUGAGUUCUUGUACUCAACCCAAUCUCGGUUCUUCUACCAGUAGUAGUAGUAGUAGUAAACAUCAUCAAGGAACUAAACAUUCCUCUACGCAGAGAGCCCAACCAAAAACCGUUACUCGUGGUAUUUCACCUCAUAAUGAGAAGGAUGAAAGUAAUUUGACCAAUUUCAAUAUUAUUGAAUCCACGUUGAGAGAAGGAGAACAAUUUGCAAAUGCCUUUUUCACUACGGAGCAAAAGAAGGAAAUUGCCUCCAUGUUGGAUGAUUUUGGUGUGGAGUAUAUUGAAGUGACAAGUCCUGCUAGCUCUCCACAAUCGUUUAAGGAUUGUCAAGAAAUUUCUAAACUUGGUUUGAAGAAGACCAAAGUUUUGACUCAUGUUCGGUGUCACAUUGAUGAUGCCAAGAAGGCUGUUGAAGCAGGAGUGGAUGGCAUUGACGUUGUUUUUGGAACAAGUUCCUACCUCCGUGAAUUUUCACACGGAAAGGACAUUCCUUACAUUAUUGAACAAGCUCAAAAGGUGAUUACUUACAUUAAGGAACAAGGAAAGGAGGUUCGAUUCUCCAGUGAAGAUUCUUUCCGUUCUGAUUUGGUGGACUUGUUGCAAAUUUAUAGAGAAGUUGACAAGGUUGGUGUGAAUCGAGUGGGUAUUGCUGACACUGUAGGAGUUGCAAACCCAAGACAAGUUUACAAGUUGGUUAAAACUGUUCGUUCCAUUGUUAAUUGUGAUAUUGAAUUCCAUGGUCACAAUGAUACUGGUUGUGCCAUUGCCAACUCAUUCACUGCUCUCGAAGCUGGUUGUACACAUAUUGACACCUCCGUUCUUGGUAUUGGUGAAAGAAACGGAAUUACUCCAUUGGGUGGUUUUGUAGCAAGAAUGUACGCCAUGGAUCCAGAACAUGUCAAGAGCAAGUAUAAUUUACCAUUACUCAGAGAUAUUGAAAAUUAUGUGGCUGAAAUUGUUGAAAUUCAAGUUCCAUUCAAUAAUUACAUUACUGGUUUUUGUGCAUUCACACACAAGGCUGGAAUUCACGCCAAGGCCAUUCUCAACAAUCCAAGCACGUAUGAAAUUUUGAAACCAGAAGAUUUUGGAAUGACAAGAUUUGUUCACAUUGCUCACCGUUUGACUGGUUGGAACUCAAUCAAGUACAGAGCUGACCAAUUGGGCUUGAAUCUCACUGAUGACCAAGUUAAGGAAGUCACUAAUAAGAUUAAGGAAUUGUCAGAUGUUAAACAACAAACUCUCGAUGACAUUGAUGGCUUGUUGAGACAAUAUCAUCAUCACGUUCAUCACCAACAUUAA
Molecule: messenger RNA, 1416 nt
Organism: Naegleria lovaniensis
Lineage: Eukaryota; Heterolobosea; Eutetramitea; Acrasida; Naegleriidae
Exons: 3
Coding region: 1-1416 (471 amino acids)
Cellular component (GO): mitochondrion
Molecular function (GO): homocitrate synthase activity
Source: RefSeq, a predicted model, not a curated record